AUGGCGGUGACGAUGAUGCUCGCCGCGACGGUGCCGCGAACGCGCGCGCGAACGAACGCGACGCGAUGUGUGAGCGAAGGAACACAGGGAAAGACGAUGCGAUUAGGUUUACCUCGACGGGGCGUGCGAGCGCGCUCGGGGGCGUUUUACGACGCCCCGGGUGACUCCCGAGGGUUCACGAGGGAGGCGAUGGAGGUCGUGAACGCGGUGAACGCGUCGAUGGACGUGCGAAGUGGACCGGUGAUGCCGAGAGACGGCGCGGGCGGGGACCCGUUCGGGGCGCUGCUGAAAAAUCGCAUCGUCUUCCUCGGGCACCAGGUCGAUGAUUUCAACGCCGACGCGGUGAUCUCGCAGUUGUUAUUGCUCGAUCAGCAAGAUCCGACGAAGGAGAUCAAGCUCUUCAUCAACUCUCCGGGUGGGAGCGUGACGGCUGGGAUGGGGAUUUACGACGCGAUGCAGUUCUGCCGAGCUCCGGUGAGCACGGUGUGCCUCGGCUUGGCGGCGUCCAUGGGCGCGUUCUUGCUCGCUUCUGGUGAGAAGGGACGACGCAUGUCUAUGCCGAACGCGCGGAUCAUGAUUCACCAGCCGCUCGGCGGGGCGCAAGGGAGCGCCGUGGAUAUCGAGAUCCAGGCGAAGGAGAUCAUGUAUCACAAGGCCAACUUGAACAGACUUAUGGCGUUCCACACCGGACAAAAGGUGGAGACGAUUGAUGAGGAUACUGAUCGCGAUAGAUACAUGUCUCCGCUCGAGGCGAAGCAGUACGGCGUGAUUGAUAUCGUCAUCGGCGGCGACGACGCCGGCUUGAAGAUUGAAGGCUCCUUCACCGAGAAGCUCAAGACGAAGAAGGAUUACGUGGCUUGGGGUAAUGAGAGCGACGACGGCUCAUCCUCGUCUCGAUUCACGGGUAAGACCCAAGACGCUCCGCUCCAAAAGUAA
This is a messenger RNA of Ostreococcus tauri, 936 nucleotides long. Its product is annotated as Clp protease proteolytic subunit /Translocation-enhancing protein TepA. The transcript has a single exon. Gene Ontology annotation, biological process: protein quality control for misfolded or incompletely synthesized proteins. NCBI's taxonomy places the organism in Eukaryota, Viridiplantae, Chlorophyta, Mamiellophyceae, Mamiellales, Bathycoccaceae. Gene Ontology annotation, cellular component: endopeptidase Clp complex. The record is from RefSeq and is a predicted model, not a curated record. The coding region runs from base 1 to 936 and encodes 311 amino acids. Gene Ontology annotation, molecular function: serine-type endopeptidase activity; ATP-dependent peptidase activity; ATPase binding.